Molecule: messenger RNA, 3042 nt
Organism: Orbicella faveolata
Lineage: Eukaryota; Metazoa; Cnidaria; Anthozoa; Scleractinia; Merulinidae
Source: RefSeq, a predicted model, not a curated record
CUUAUAUUUUCAUUUAUUUUUCUGUCUUUCUCUUUAGUUUGUGCGAUAUCCGUAGAUCUGGGAUUUCUCAUUGAUGGCUCGUCCAGUAUCGAGCGUUAUGGCAGAGGAAACUUUGCGCGCCUGCUCAACUUCGUCAAGUCUCUCGUGAGUUUCUUUCCAAUAUCUCGCCAAGAAACACAUGUCGGUGUCGUCCUGUACACGAGCCGGUCUAUACCCAUCUUCAACUUCAACCGGUACUAUACUAGAGCCCUCAUCUUGAGAGCUAUUGACAACUUGAGGUAUCCUCGCGGUGGUACCUACAUCGGCAAGGCACUGUCAUUUGCCCGACGCUAUCUUUACAGAGGAAGACCUGCAUCUGGUAGGAAACGGGUGCUUGUUGUGCUCACUGAUGGCGUUUCCCAGGACAGUGUAAGCUCGCCGGCGCGCCGUCUCCGAGCUUCAGGCUGCGAGAUCUUCGUGUUAGGAAUUGGACGAGGAUACAGGAAAUCACAGCUGAGGCAGAUAGCCACUGAUAACAGUCAUGUGUUUACGGUCUCCUUCCGAUCCCUUGGAAAAGUGAUACAAAAUAUUAAAACCAAAGCCUGCCAGAAGCCUCUGCCUACGCCAAUAAAAACUAAUGAAAACAUGUGUUGUGCGGGGGGUACCACACUUUACCUACUCUGGUGUUUAUCAAACAUUUUUCCUGUCUUUGUUUUUUCAGUACCAACAACACCAAGGGUGCGUCUACCAAGUACCCUGGCUGUCUAUCCCUUUGAUCGUCGGAGACAAGGACGAGACAUCAGUCGGAGUAGAAACCCGAGCGCACGAAUUGUAGGCGUGAAAUACGGACAGGGCCCUGAUGGCCGUACAGACGGCUCCACCGUGUUCUUCGGAAGACGCACCAGCUACGUUGAAAUUUCUAACACUGGAAGACUGGACGCGAGGUAUUCAAUUACUAUCUUGAUCUGGGUGUACCACGAUGGGAAUCGCGGUCCGAUUGUCAAUUAUAAUCCGAAUGGAUUUGGUGUUCAUCUGUGGAUGACGGGCAGGCGGCAAUUAUUCGUUCGCUUUAUGCACCGCAAUGGGCGAAGGACUCCGCCUUUACGGAGCAACCGGUUUAAAUACCGUGCUUGGAAUUACGUCGGUGCCACUUAUGACGAGCGAUCUGGUGUCGCGACGCUGUGGGUAAACUCGCAUCCGGUAGCGAGGCGUAGACUAGGGAGAGUACGUCUCUCCACCAACUAUCCUAUUCGACUUGGUGCUAUCAGAAGAAGUCGAAGCUAUUUCCGGGGAAAGCUCUUCUGUUUGCAGCUUUAUAGCCUACCCUUGACCAAGAAACAGAUCUUUGAGGCAAAGAAAAAGUGCUUCCUGCCAGUACCUACACCAACGAGACCGCCUAUCCGUACCGUACCGUCCACUCCGCCUCCAAGAAUUUGCAGAGCCCGCAUCGACCUUGGCUUCCUUAUCGAUGGAUCUCGCCGAACCGGCACCGCCACUUUUCAACGCAUUAUCGAAUACGUGAAAGAAACAGUCAGACGAUUUAACGUCCAGGGUUCUCAAACAAGAAUAGGUCUGACUCUAUUCGCUUCCAGGCAACGACCGAUCUUCGGUUUCCGUCGAUCUCACAGUCGCGCGCAGGUCUACCAAGAGUUGAAGAGAUUGAGACUUCUACGGGGAGGAACGAGGAGGACAGCUAGAGCCCUGAUGUUUGUCAAGAGGUUCCUCUUUCGAGGUAAACCCACGUGUGGUCGUAGGAGAGUCCUCGUCCUAGUUACUACCGGUGUAUCGCGUGAUGACGUCGUGCGUCCAGCGAGGAUCUUGCACGCCGCGGGAGUCGAAGUUUACACGGUAGGAGUUGGUCGUGUUAGUGUGAGGUAUCUGAGGAAGAUAGCUACAGAUCGGUUCCACGUGUUCUCUGCCAAUGUCGGUAGCUUGUUGACUAUAGUCAGGACACUCAAGGACAAGAUGUGCCAUUCUCCAGGUAAGUCCGCUCAGAGCUUACUUUCAAAUUCUCUUUACCUCUUCCGAGAUAAUUACUCGAAUUUCAAAUACGAUGGUAUGGGAAAGGGCAUUGUGGCUUACUGGGUUCAAUAUUUUAUUUUUAUUCUAGUGAUCAUAUCCAGAGGAGCUGUGGCCACCUACCCCUUCACAAGUGCAGUAAGAGGCGGAGACAUCAGUCAAUAUAAGAACCCUCCGGCGCGACUUGUAGGGGUAUCGUACAUCCAAGGACCCGACGGACACCCGCAGGGGGCUUAUUACUUCCCAGGGAGGACCCGAAUAAGUGGAAGGACGAGAGUAAGCUAUGCCAUCAUUCCUAACAAUGGCUGCCUUGACACACGUUACUCGUUGACGAUGAUAUUCUGGGUGUUCCCCGAAUCUCCGGGACCUUUAAUCCAUUUCAACCCGAAGGGAUGGGGGGUUCAUUUAUGGAUAACUCGUCUGAAUCAGCUCUACUUCCGGUUGAUGCCCAGGAGAAGGACCGGCCGCCGGGUGAAGCCGCUGAUUGGCCGCGGGCUUAAACCGAGGACUUGGAACUACGUCGCGGCGACUUAUAACCACCGGACAGGUUUGGCGACCUUGUGGUGUAAUGGCUACCCAAUAGCGCAGCGAAAUGUUGGUAGGUUCCCAAGUGGACUGGCGACCAAUUAUCCCAUCAUUAUUGGUCGGAGACCGGGUUCUCGUCGCGUGUUUCGUGGACGACUCGCGUGCCUGCAGCUGUUCAACGUGGCGCUAACGCGACCUCAGAUUCUCGCUCUGCAGAAGAAAUGCUUUCGUCCAAUUCCAACUCCCGCGCCAACUCCAAAACCAGGUACCUUACUUAUACUGUUCAAUAUUUUAUUUUUUUAGUUAAUAAUUCCGGCCUUUUUCGGAUGGUAGGGAGUUUGUAGCGUGAUUGUAGAAGUCUUGACAAAGUCUUUCAGUAGAAAUUUCAGGUCAUAUCUUAACCUGUCUUCCAGUCUCAUGUGAAUCGAUAAUAAAAAGACAACAUAACGCGCGAAGAUAUUUUACGUGGAGACUCCGUGAAGCGCUUACCACAUCGUCGGAAACGCACGUGUGGUUGUC